Molecule: messenger RNA, 2418 nt
Organism: Linum trigynum
Lineage: Eukaryota; Viridiplantae; Streptophyta; Magnoliopsida; Malpighiales; Linaceae
Source: the annotation of a GenBank genome assembly
ACAGCACUUCAGGAACAUCAAAUUUCCUUUUGUCCCUCGAAAACUUGAUCAAAAUCUGUUCACAAAGACUUGAUAUGUUUUUCGUUUCUUCUCGCAUUCAAGGAAAUAGCGAAGAUAGUAACACAGUGGCUGCUCUUCAAUCUUCUCCUUCCCGCCAGGACGACGGCUUUCGAAGUUUUCUUCCAACCCCCGGCAGCCGCUGGCGAAGUGCAGGUAACCCUAGCUUCUUAGGUCUCCGGUCUCGCCCUUUUCCUUCACUCCCGCUCUUUACCCAGUUCUCCGAACCACCUGAAACUGUAGCGUCCCAAAUAUUGGGGGAACUUUUGAUGGGUAAGAUUAUUGAUGAGUCAGAGGUGGAGUUUUAUCCCGAUGCUUCUGUACAAUGGUCUGCUUCAUCAAAGCGCAGAAGUAGCUCUAGGCUUAGGGAUAUCCCCGAGCAGAAGCGGCCAUUUUAUGGGGACAAACUAGUGAGCGGAUCUCGUGAAGAAGUGGACGGAGAACAGAGACUUAAUGUAACACCCAAUGCUGAUAAAGACGCAGAAGAUAUGGAUGUGCCGGACAUUGUUGAUCUGGAAGACAGUUGUAGCUUCAAAAUGGUUGACUAUGAUAGCUUUGUUACUGAUAGUCUCAAACAAACUAUGAAAAAAUCCAAUGGGGAUUAUCUUGAUUUUGUUCAGAAGCAGACAAAGCCUAGCAAAGGAUCAGAUGUGAAGGCGACUAACGAGAUAUUGAACAAAAAGGAAAAUGUGAAUUCCAAUAUGAAACUUGGCCUUCUCCCUGGCAUUGUUGCCGGGCAUAGAUUCUUCUCCCGAGCUGAAAUGGUGGCCAUAGGUUUUCAGCAACAUUGGUUGAGUGGAAUUGAUUACUUAAGAAAGCAUUCUAAAAGAUUGAUGCAAAAUGAUCAUAUUCCUCAUUUGGCGGUGGCAGUUGUGCUAGCUCACCCCUCUAAAGGUGACAUUGACUGUAUAAAUGAAGUAGUCUUUACUCACCCAAGUGGGAAUAAAUUGCCUUCUAAUAGGCAUAGAGUGGAAAAUCAAGCCAUGCCGGAUGCUAGUUUGGCUCUCAAGAACAACAUGGAGCAAUGCAUACCUGUAAGAUUCAUUUAUGCAAAUAAAUGUUCUGAUACGAAUGGUUCAAAUGAGUAUACAUACUGUGGAUUGUACAAGGUUUUGAAGUGUUGGUCCGUUGAAGGUAAAAAUGGACAACCUGUCUUCACAUACCGUCUGAAGAAACUUUUAGGACAACCAAAGGUUACUAUAGAAAGAGAAAGGCAGUCCACGUUUCCUACAAAAUUGACAGGCUUGGUGUGUGAAGACAUAUCCUAUGGUGAAGAAGCAGUAAAAAUUCCUGUUACAAAUACAGUCGAUUCAUGUCCUAUUGGACCUCCAGAUUUCAAGUAUACCAAGUCAAUUCAAGUUGCAACUGACGUAGUCAUUCCCCCAUCUGCCCCUGGAUGCAAUUGCAAAGGAAAUUGUACAAAUCCAAAGACUUGUUCUUGCGCACAGCUAAAUGGUUCUGAUUUGCCAUACUCAGAGCUCGAUGGUGGCAGAUUGAUUAAAGCAAAAGACGUAGUAUAUGAAUGCGGCCCUGGAUGCAGUUGUGGAUCCAAAUGCAUAAAUCGUGUAUCUCAGCAUGGAUUAAAGUUCCAACUUGAGGUUUACCGCACAAAGGUAAAAGGAUGGGCUGUUAGGUCCUGGGAUUUGAUCCCUGCUGGUGCUCCGGUGUGUGAAUACACCGGACUUCUCCGAAGGAAUGCAGAAAUGGAUAGUGUUCAUGAUAAUGAUUACAUUUUUGACAUAGACUGCUUGCACACCAUGCAUGGGAUUGACGGAAGAGAGAAGCGAGAAGGUGAUGUACCUGUAACGAGUGGAACACCAGAACAAGUUGAUGCGACACUGCGAGAAAGCGACACUGAGUUUUGCAUAGAUGCAGGUUCUUCUGGCAAUGUUACUAGAUUCAUUAAUCACAGCUGCGAGCCCAACCUGUUUGUUCAGUGCAUCUUGAGCUCGCACCAUGAUCUCAGACUGGCUCGGAUAGUGUUGUUUGCUGCAGACGAUAUUGACCCGAUGACGGAACUUACAUAUGACUACGCUUACCGACUUGGCAGCGUUACUGAUGAAGAUGGCAAGGUAAAAGAGCUGGAGUGCCAUUGUGGUACAAGCGAAUGUCGGGGGCGUUUAUACUGAUGAGGGAUCAGAGCACUGUUUUUUUAAUCUGUCUAUUCACCAUUCAGUCAGGUAGGAUAUGGCCGUUCGUAGGAUAGAAGUAGUAACAGUCUGUAAAUGAUUUUGCGCUGUAAGGACUUGUACCCUUUCAAUAUUCUUCCAUUAAUCCUCGAAGAACAAAGUGUAUAAUAGUGAUUGCAGCAGCAGCAGCAGCUGGUUCUUCCUUUUCCAAUAAUAGAAUGCAAGGCUUUGA